This is a messenger RNA of Lotus japonicus, 1753 nucleotides long. Its product is annotated as glucan endo-1,3-beta-glucosidase 8-like. Gene Ontology annotation, biological process: carbohydrate metabolic process. Gene Ontology annotation, cellular component: plasma membrane. The transcript is spliced from 2 exons. The coding region runs from base 103 to 1551 and encodes 482 amino acids. Gene Ontology annotation, molecular function: hydrolase activity, hydrolyzing O-glycosyl compounds. NCBI's taxonomy places the organism in Eukaryota, Viridiplantae, Streptophyta, Magnoliopsida, Fabales, Fabaceae. The record is from RefSeq and is a predicted model, not a curated record.
UUUAGAUAUUGCUGAUUAUUCAAUUUCAGCAAAUGUUUUCACUCUCUAACCUAUCAUCUUCUUUGUUACAUUUGAAUGAUAUCCUAGAAUCUGUUCAAUCUUAUGUGGGCGUUUUGGAUGGUGUUGGUUCUGGCUCAUUGCCAACUACAAGAUGGUGAAGGAGCAGAUACUGUUCAAGGCAUUGGUGUGAAUUGGGGUGCAAUAGCAUCUCAUCCCAUGGAUCCUCCCAUUGUGGUGAACAUGCUGAAGGACAAUGGAAUUAAAAAGAUAAAGCUCUUCGAUGCGGAUUCAUGGACUGUAAGUGCUUUUUCUGGCACGGACAUUGAAGUCAUGGUUGGAAUUCCUAAUGAUCAAUUGAAGAAACUGUCCAAAAGUAAGGAUGAUGCCGAAGAUUGGGUUAAGCACAAUGUCUCCAAACAUAUGCAUGAUGGAGGGGUCAAUAUCAGAUAUGUAUCUGUUGGAAAUGAGGCGUUCUUGACAAGUUACAAUGGUUCAUACAUAGGGAUCACAUUUCCAGCAAUGGUAAAUAUUCAAAAGGCUAUUGAUAAGGCUGGUUUGGGAGACAAAGUCAAGGUGACAACAGCUAUAAAUGCUGAUGUAUAUGAGUCUGGUUCAAACAAGCCAUCAGAUGGAAAUUUCCGCAAGGAUAUUUAUGAUGUUAUGAAACAAAUAGUGCAAUUUCUUGAUGAAAGAAACUCACCUUUUGUUGUCAACAUAUACCCUUUCCUAAGUCUAUACCAAAAUGCAGAUUUCCCAAGUGAUUUUGCCUUCUUUGACAGCACAGGCAAAACAAUUGAUGACAAAAAUGCACACUAUAGCAACAUGUUUGAUGCAAAUCUAGACACCCUUAUUUGGUCGUUGAAAAAACUCGGUCACCCGAACGUGACAAUUGUGAUUGGUGAAAUUGGAUGGCCGACUGACGGUGACAAAAAUGCCAACUCAAACAAUGCAAAAAAAUUCUACCAAGGAUUCCUUAAGAAAAUGGCGAAUAAAAAAGGAUCGCCGCUACACCCGGGGCCAAUGACUGCAUAUUUGUUUUCUCUCAUGGAUGAGAACCAGAAGAGCAUUGCGCCCGGUGACUUUGAGCGUCAUUGGGGAAUCUUUCGCUAUGAUGGAAAACCGAAGUUUCCUGUUGAUUUUUCAGGGAAGGGAGAAGAUAAAAUGCCUGUAGCAGCAAAAGGGGUUCGCUACCAAGAGCAUAAGUGGUGUGUUCUUAAAAAAGAUGUUAAGAACAUGAGUACAUUGGAUGGACCACUAAGUUAUGCUUGUGCUGGUGGUGAUUGUACAAGCUUAGGCACUGAUUGUUCUUGUGGUAAAUUGAGUGCAGCUGGGAAUGCUUCAUAUGCUUUCAACCAAUAUUUUCAAAUCAAUGACCAAAGUGUUGAGGCUUGUGAUUUUGAUGGGUUGGCUACUAUUGUAACAGAGGACCCUUCACAAGGAAGUUGCAUAUUCCCUAUUGAAAUCAUUAGCAAUGGAAACAUGCUCAAAGUAAUGCACAAGGUGGGAGGCAUUUUGCUUGCAUUUGCAUUGAUUUUCACGACAAUAGUCUGAAGUUAUGUCGCUAGAAAUUAAGGAGGGGAUUAGUGAUGAUAGGCUUAAUUAGUUUACAGGAUAUUGUAAAAACCUUUAUAGGAGAAAAAUAGUGAUAUAAUUGUAGAUAUGUUACAUUUCAUAUUUUCCAAAUAUUUCUAGUUUUCAACCAUCAAUGAUAUGAUGUAUAUAUAAAUUAAAAUAAAAUCCAAACUCACUGAUA